Messenger RNA from Trichomonas vaginalis G3, 885 nucleotides. RefSeq names its product protein ubiquitination. Gene Ontology annotation, molecular function: protein binding. The record is from RefSeq and is a predicted model, not a curated record. The coding region runs from base 1 to 885 and encodes 294 amino acids. Lineage: Eukaryota; Parabasalia; Trichomonadida; Trichomonadidae. The transcript has a single exon.
AUGGAUUUGGACGAGGAACUUGAGAUUGAUUAUAACAAAGUACUAGAUAAUAUGGACUCCUACAUCGACAGUUAUAAGUUGUUAUCUAUUUUUGAUGAAACACAGCUAAGUUUUAUUUUCGAAAACUAUGAAUUUACCUUGGAUCAAGCCAUAAAGAUUUUUACACAUUCGUAUAAGAUUCCACCGUAUUUCUUUUAUAGAUACACUAGAUUGAUUAAGUUAAGACCAGAAAGAGAUGAAGAAAAAGUAAAAUUAUUACUAAAAUAUAUAGGAAGUUGCAUUAACUCUCCUUGUUUAGUACUAUUAGCGAAAUUACUUGGCGUCGAUGAGACAAAUGGACCUAUUAUUGAUUGUGAUAUUGAUUUAUCUGAACAAGAAAUUAAAUCUGAAAAUAAUUCAGAGGAAGAAGAACAAGAAAUUGUUGUUCCUGCAUUGCAAAGACGAAGAGUUGAGAUUAAAGACUCAGAAUAUAUAGACCAACUUGAAUAUAAUGCUGAUGACUUCGAUGACAUUUAUGAUAUUCUCAAAGAUGCGUUUAAUGAUGACGAUUUUUCUGCAAUACAAUAUGCAGUUGAUAAUAAAUAUAUGGAAACUGUAAAUGAUGAAAAGUAUACUGUAUUACUUCAGGCAGUUUUCGAAUCUGAAACAGAUUUCGUCAGAACACUGCUAGAAUUCGGUUGCAAUCCUAAUGCAAAAGAAAAGAAUAACAACAAUGCACUGCAAAUCGCAAUUUCUUUUUGUACAGAUAAUUUAAAGUUAAUAUCUUUGCUGUUAGAAGCUGGAAUAGAUCCAGACUCUACAAAUAAGGAUGGGCAGAAUUCAUUUGACUUAGCUACUGAUAAGAAAAAUAUAUUAGAUUUGUUAAAUAAAAAAUACAAAACAUAA